UCCGGUUGUUGCUUUGAGACGCUCUCCGUGGGGAACCGUAUGAGGGUUGGGGAAACUUUGAAAGUUGGAUGCUGAAUAUCCGUUCUUUAGUUGCUGCAUCUGGAGGCAUGGGUAGCAAGAAACUAAGACGAGUGGGUUUAUCACAGGACCUGUGUGAGCGACUGAGCAAACAUCAGAUUACAACCUGUCAGAACUUUUUAUGUCUUUCCCCACUGGAGCUUAUGAAGAUGACUGGCCUUAGCUAUCAAGGUGUCCAUGAACUUCUGUGUAUGGUUAGCAGGGCCUGUGCCCCACAGAUGCAAACGGCUUAUGAGAUGAAGUCACGAAGGUCUGCUGCUCUCUCACCAGCAUUCUUAUCUACAACACUUUCUGCUUUAGAUGAAGCCCUGCAUGGUGGUGUGGCGUGUGGGUCUCUCACAGAGAUUACAGGUCCACCAGGUUGUGGAAAAACUCAGUUUUGUAUAAUGAUGAGUAUUUUGGCUACAUUACCUACCAACAUGGGAGGACUAGAAGGAGGUGUUGUGUACAUUGACACAGAAUCAGCCUUCAGUGCUGGAAGAUUGGUUGAAAUAGCAGAAUCCCGAUUUCCCAGCUACUUUAACAAUGAAGAAAAAUUACUUUUGACAAGCAGUAAAGUUCAUCUUUAUCGAGAACUCAGCUGUGAUGAAGUUCUACAAAGGAUUGAAUCCUUGGAAGAAGAAAUUAUUUCUAAAGGAGUUAAACUCGUAAUUAUUGACUCUGUUGCUUCUGUGGUAAGAAAGGAGUUUGACCCACAACUUCAAGGCAACAUGAGAGAAAGAAACAAAUUCUUGGCAAGAGAAGCAGCCUCCUUGAAGUAUUUGGCUGAGGAGUUUUCAAUCCCAUUGAUGUUCUUCUCAGAUGCCAGAGACCAGUCAUGGUUGCCAGAUGACUGGGCUUUGCUGGCUCAUCAAGGGGCUGUGGCAAUGCUUGUUUCCAUGAGAGCUGGAAGAAAAGAUGCAAUGGAAAAAGCACAUGCAAUGGUUAUCUUGACGAAUCAAAUUACAACCCAUCUGAGUGGAGCCCUCGCCUCUCAGGCAGACCUGGUGUCUCCAGCUGAUGAUUUGUCCCUGUCUGAAGACACUUCUGGAUCCAGCUGUGUGACAGCUGCUCUAGGAAACACCUGGAGUCACAGUGUGAACACCCGACUGAUUCUUCAGAACCUUGAUUCAGAGAGGAGACAGAUUCUCAUUGCCAAAUCCCCUCUGGCUCCUUUCACCUCACUUACCUACACCAUUAGGAAGGAAGGCCUGGUUCUUCAAGAACCUGGAAGCUAUUUGGCUGUCUUUGCAGUGUUAACAAUUUGCAUUUGUGAAAAUGCCCAGGCUAACAGAGGCCAUAGGGACACUAUGACCUUUGUGUAGAGCUGCCGGGGGCAUGAUUUGUGAAAUGAAACAGGCCAUGCUGCCUGGAAGAAGGAAACGGAAGCCAACAUAAUGGGGAUUAAUUAGUUGAUUGCUGUUGAGAUGGUAACAGCCUUGCCCCUAUACCACUGAGCCCACCAUUGCAGGGAAGAUGAAGAUGAAGAAGCCUUUGUUCAGGUCUCUAGAAGGCUUUGCAGCCCUGGGAUGUCAACAGCCAUAAUAAUAAUAAUUUGCACUUAUAUAGCACCUUUCAACCAGGCACCUCAAAGCGGUUUAACCACAUUAAUUAAUUAAAAGCCCACAAUCCCCUGUUGAGAGAAGGAGGAUGACUAACAGGAUUUGUGAUUACAGGAGGGAAUGUUUCCGAAUAAAGUAUUGUCCACUAAAUAAAGAGAGUAGGUGUAAAGGAAUUGAGGUCUCCAAAGAGGAAUUGAUUCAGAAAUGAAAUCAUGGAAAGGUGGGGGGGUUUAGAGGCGGGCAUCGGCAUGGGGGUCUGCUCUCAUGUCCAAGGGAGGUCACUGGUCUCAGCAUUCACUGACAGGUUCAGAUCCAACUGGGAAGCGGAACAUGUAUGGUAUUAGUGGCAUUUGGAAGGUCAUUAUUCGGAAAACUAUUGUGGUGUAAAUUCAGGUUUCACGAGUAUAUUGUGUAUAACCCUGCAGAACAAAGAUUGCGAUUCAUGAAGGAUUUAAUAAAGACUGAAAUGAUCCCUUUAACUUUAAAGUGCAAAGCUGUCCCAGUCAAUUAGUAAACUAAUCAAUUGGUGACUCAUAGAUUAAUUUAGUCAUUUCUAGCAGACAUACCCAGUCUAUCCCCUUCCGAGGACUUGAGACUUCCAACCAAAGCUUCAAGACUCUGUUUGAUGUAAGGCUUGGGGGCUUCUUCUCCUUCCAAGCCAGGUGCCAAAUCACCCCAGCCUUUGGCAUUGGUACCUCUUUUACCUGACUUGUUAGUGACCCCACACAGUCCUCUAAAGAAUCACUUUUUACCUUCACUGGUUUUCAAAUGCCUUGGUUAGAAUCAACUCUUAUCCUAUCUCAUCUCUCCCAUUAGUGCCCAGCAGCAUCUGUGCACCAAGGAGGUAGGAAAUUGGUGGAAAAUGGUUGACCUGAGUCUUCGUUGAGCACCUACCAAGACCUCAGAAACAAUGGCUCUCUGCCCUGUCCUGGAGAACUAUAUUAUAAUAAAUGGAAAAGACUCUUAAGCUACUAACUGUAACAGAAAGCAGAGUAGAGUAAAGUGAUAUGACAGAUGCAUGUCCAAGCCACAUGCUGCAAGGGCUAAAGGAGGCACAUUUAAUUCCACCGGAGUGGGUCGGGGCAGGCAUUCCUGGAGAGCGAGCAUUGCUCUGGGCAUUGGAAGGCAAGAAGGAUUCCGAUAGACCUGGAAGAGGUGGGUGAGGCUCAUUUUCCAGACUGUGGUCAUUUGUCUCCCUCUGAACGAGGUGUAUUUUGAGAACUUGUGGUCUUCAAUAGAACAUUUGUGAAAAAUAAGCUGAGUUUUGGAAGAUGCUUAAGUGUACAUUUCCUAAGAAUUCUGAUGAAUUGAAUUGGCUCAUUUCAAACAUCAAGGAACUAUUUGAGAAGUUAGGAAAGAUGUUUCGUUCUCUGUAACUACUAAUUUGGUCUCUCCCCACUCUCACUGUCUACCAAAGAAGGAAAGCAAAAUGGUUCACUCAUUACAAUGGGGCACUCAGAAGUGUCUGAAAGAGGUUCAGGAAACCAUAUCCCCACCCCAAGUCUCAAAGAGCUACGGGCUUUUGACUUGCUUGACCCCCAGGAAAUACUAAGACAAUGCUAUACCCCAGGGACUGAGAAAAUCAGUCCCAUACUCUCCCGCUCCAAGGCCCAUCAGGGCACAUCACCACCAGCCAUGCUGCCAAGACAGGGACAGGCACUGUCUCUGUACCAUGCUAGUGUCCACUGGGCAUCACUGCAUGUCCAACACACACUUCACAACAUCACAUCACCGAAUCCCCCUAACAACCUCGCCAGGUAGGACUUCUUAUUAUCCUUCAUUGAUGAGGAACAAGGCAAGUUCAGUCUGUUGCUAGAAAGUCAUGAAAUGUAGAUAUGAACAUAAGCAGUCAUGCUCCUUCCACUUGCCCCUCUCCCAGGUGUUCACAUCUGGCACAGCCUCUCUUAGUUCUCCUCGUUUCACGCAAGUACUCAGGUCAAUACUACAGACAUAGGAAUUCAGUGAAUAUUUCCAAAUAACAGAAUCCCUGGGGACCAUAUUAGUAGUUUGAGCCACUGGAAGAAGUGGCUACAGAAGACUUGGACAGUGGUGCUGAGACUCUAGUAGAGGCUCCAUCACGCCAUCUUCACUCUCCACCAUUAUUAAAUCUCAGGAAAUACACAUCGGAAAUUUUCCCCCGGGAAGCUGGUAAGAAAGAAGACACAAAUGCAUUCUUCCACAUGAGCUGAAGAUCUGCCAAAAGGGUACCACCCAUGAGAUGCAUCGCAUAUUAUUAAUAACUUUUAUUGAACUUGGCUGCUGCUCGCUGUUUUUUUUCUAGGUAUGUUUGUGCAUAUCCAUAUUUAUGGCAAAGUCCAAAUUUGUCUCCCUCAUGGCGGUAGCCACCUAGCUAUUCUGGGGAAGAUUCAGAACUGGAGUCCUGAUCAGCCCACAGAGUGAACAUUUCUGAAUUGACUUGGAAGUGCUUUGGACUCUAUGUGCUCUAUCUUUUUUGAUUGGAUGUUGUGAGCAGUUACUUUUUAGAAAGAGGAUUGUGAAAGUUUGUCUGGCAAAACCAAAUAAGAAUUUGGGAGAUUGGAAAAUGAGGAUUAGGUAAUGGGAAAGAGGGAUAUGAAGACCAGAGGAAGUGCAAAAUACCUGAUUCUGGCCUAAAAGUUGUAGAUUUAGAACUGCUGGGAGAUGUCAGGUAUUUUGCUGUUUUUUUGUUUUGUUAUCCUGAGCUUUGAUUUUAAUAUUGUCACCAUCACUUUUGUCUUAGAGCUGUGAAGACUUUCUUUAUUCUACUACAGAAUUCAGCAGAAGCCUCUUCGGCACAAAUGGAAGGAAGGAGCUGUAGGGGCCGGACUGGACACUGAGCAGGUUUUCUGAUCCCAUGCAGACCGGGUAAAGGAGGAGUCCUCAGUGGUUUUGCAGGUUUUUAUUGGGAUUACCAGGUACACAGCAGGCAGGGGCGCUGGGGGGCAGGUAGGCUGGCAGGCCUCCCAGCCCCCAGCAGGUCUUCACUCUGGGCUCUCCGGCCUUCUCUCAGCUUCUG
Messenger RNA from Talpa occidentalis (Iberian mole), 4614 nucleotides. RefSeq names its product RAD51 paralog B (gene RAD51B). Gene Ontology annotation, molecular function: ATP binding; ATP-dependent DNA damage sensor activity; DNA binding. Bases 69 to 1382 code for a protein of 437 amino acids. The record is from RefSeq and is a predicted model, not a curated record. The transcript is spliced from 13 exons. NCBI's taxonomy places the organism in Eukaryota, Metazoa, Chordata, Mammalia, Eulipotyphla, Talpidae. Gene Ontology annotation, cellular component: Rad51B-Rad51C-Rad51D-XRCC2 complex. Gene Ontology annotation, biological process: double-strand break repair via homologous recombination.